Molecule: messenger RNA, 618 nt
Organism: Sordaria macrospora k-hell
Lineage: Eukaryota; Fungi; Ascomycota; Sordariomycetes; Sordariales; Sordariaceae
Source: RefSeq, a predicted model, not a curated record
AUGGCACCCUCAGUCAGCACCGCCAAGUCCAGGGCUAGAAAGUCGACUGGCACCGUACUUGACGAUUCCGGUUCUGAUGAUGACUACCAAGCCUACAACCUGCGACUCCAGGAAGCCAGCGCUGCUAGAGCACGUCUCAAGAAGGCAAAAGAAGAGCGGGACAAGAAACGCAAGGCCCUCCUAUCAGCUUACCAGGGCGCCCUCUCGUCCAUUCAAGACCGCGUGAAGAAGUCGGUUUCCAAGUAUCAUGACCUCCACUCAGUCAUGCACACCUCCCGUCUUCUUCGUCUCAAGAAAGCAGUAGAAGCCCGCGACCAAAAGCUCACUGCCAUCGCCAAGAAGCUGGCCGACGUGCAGCGCAUCAUGAGCAACCAUAGUGUUCAGCUCUGCGCCUUGUACGAGGGUCGCCGUAAGGACUUGGCUGCCAUGCUACCCCAGCCCAAGCCCAAGAAUCAGGAGGAUGAUGGUGCUGCUGAUGUUGCUGAGUUGGCAAAGUCGUCGGGCCAGGAGGAUGCGCAGGGAUCUGCCGUCGCAAAGAAAGCCUCGUCAAAGCCGGCUACUGCUGUGGUGAAGAAAGGUAUCAAGGACAAGUGGGGAGCUGCUAAUGCUUUGUGUUGA